This is a messenger RNA of Gracilinanus agilis (Agile Gracile Mouse Opossum), 2010 nucleotides long. RefSeq names its product SHC binding and spindle associated 1 (gene SHCBP1). Gene Ontology annotation, biological process: fibroblast growth factor receptor signaling pathway. The record is from RefSeq and is a predicted model, not a curated record. The coding region runs from base 1 to 2010 and encodes 669 amino acids. The transcript is spliced from 13 exons. NCBI's taxonomy places the organism in Eukaryota, Metazoa, Chordata, Mammalia, Didelphimorphia, Didelphidae.
AUGGCUGAAGGGUUGAUGACUGCUGAGGAUCUGGAAGUUGAGAAGCCGGCCCUGGAACCCCAAACGCCUGGGGUGCCAGCGAACGAGCAGCACGACUUAUUUGAAGAUGAAGAUGCACUCAGUGAUAAUAGCAGUCAUGAUAAACCAGGGACUGUUUGGCAAAGGUUUGUGCCAGAAGGGAAUGUACCUUUUCCAGACAUUUUCCAAACAAAUCAGCUUUUGUUCUAUGAGCGAUUCAAAGCCUAUCAAGAUUAUAUUCUAGCUGACUGCAAGGCUUCCGAGGUAAGGGAAUUCACAGCUGAGUACUUGGAGAAGGUCCUUGAACCAUCUGGAUGGCAGGCAAUCUGGCGCACUAAUGUGUUUGAGGUGCUGGUUGAGGUCACAAAUGUGGAUUUUUCAUCUCUGAAAGCAGAGGUGAAACUUACUCAGCCUUACCUUUGUGAAUCUCGGGUUAGUACCUUUACUUUGGAAUGCAUGAAAGAACUGCUGGAGCUGAAAGAAAAUCGGUUGCCUCUUCAAGAACUGUGGGUUGUGUUUGAUGAUUCAGGCGAGUUUGACCAGACAGCACUUGCAAUUGAACAUGUCAGGUUUUUCUACCAGAAUAUAUGGAGGAGUUGGGAUGAAGAAGAGGAAGAUGAAUAUGAUUAUUUUGUCAGAUGUGUGGAACCUCGAUUGCGUUUGCAUUAUGACAUACUUGAAGAACGGGUCCCUUCAGGGCUUGUUAUUGACUACCGCAAUCUACUCUCUGAGUGUGAAGAGAUUUAUAGGAAGUUUUUAAAUCUGAGGAGCAGUAUAUCAAAUGGUGACUCUGACACUGAGUUGGAAAAUGUUUCCAUGGCAGAAGGGUUAAGGCUAUAUUCUGAAAUAGAACAGCUGAAAGAGAAGUUAAAACUCAUUGAAAACCCUCUUCUAAGAUACGUGUUUGGUUAUCAGAAGCACACUGAUAUUCAAGCAAAAGGAGUACGUCCAACUGGUGGGAAGAUCACCCAUGUUGUAUCAACUUCUAUGAUGGCUAGUUUGCUGCAUUCUCUGCUCAGGGACAAGCUUUAUCAGGAAUCUCAUGAAGAAAUGGAAAUUCAGUUUCACAAUGAUCCACUGACAGCUAUAAAUGCUUGCUAUGAAGGGGAUACCGUCAUUAUAUGUCCUGGUCAUUAUGUGGUAGAUGGCAUGUUCUCCAUUGCUGACUCCAUUGAAUUAGAAGGGUAUGGUCUGCCAGAUGACAUUGUGAUAGAAAAAAGGGGAAAAGGAGACAAUUUUGUAGAUUGUACAGGUGUUGAUGUUAAAAUCUCAAAUGUGAAAUUUAUUCAGCAUGAUGCUGUGGAAGGAAUCUUGAGCAUUCAUCAUGGCAAGACCACAUUGGAAAACUGUGUGUUACAAUGUGAAACUACAGGAGUAACAGUGCGAACAUCUGCAGAAUUACUAAUGAAAAAUUCCGAUUUAUAUGGGGCCAAGGGUGCUGGUAUAGAAAUAUACCCAGGAAGUAAAUGUACUUUGAGUGCCAAUGGGAUACAUCACUGCAAGGAAGGCAUACUAAUUAAGGACUUCUUAGAUGAGCAUUAUGACAUUCCCAAAAUAACCAUGGUGAAUAAUGUCAUACAUAAUAAUGAAGGCUAUGGUGUUGUCUUGGUGAAACCUAAAACUUUUUCUGACCUGCAAGAAAAUGCGCCAGAAGGAUUUGAAGGAAAUAAAAUACUUAAAGUUCAGACAAAUAGAGAAGUAGAUGCAAUGGAGAAAGUGGGACAAGAAGAACCAAAUGUAUCUGGUGAAUUGAGGCUGUGUGCAAGACCUGACCUUUCUGAGCAGACUGAGCAAAUGGAAGGCAAUUGUGAAAUUGUCAAUGAACUAGUGGCUGCUUCCAUGAAGAAAGGCCAAAUGAAGAACAAAAGAUUGAGUGGCCUGGGCAUCACUGAAGCUGAUGAUAACCUCAUGUCCCAGGAGAUCUUUGUUUCUAUUGUGGGCAAUGAAUUCAAAUGGAAUGGGAAAGGCCGUUUUGGUACUUUUCUUUUCUGA